AUGCGCCUCCAGGCGGACGCGCUUGUAAAGACAAUCUCCCAGCAGGCUGAUGCCGAGGCCUUUCGUAAGCAGGUGUGGAAUUUGUGGACAAAUUACCUUGCCAUCACCGGGGAAUUCGGUCCUCCAGCCUGGGCCCGGGCCUUUCAACGGAUUGCCAAGUCCCUGUGCAAAGAGCAGGCUAGCUAUCUA
Molecule: messenger RNA, 189 nt
Organism: Dibothriocephalus latus
Lineage: Eukaryota; Metazoa; Platyhelminthes; Cestoda; Diphyllobothriidea; Diphyllobothriidae
Source: the annotation of a GenBank genome assembly